AUGUCGAUUCCUCGCGCCAUCCGACAGGCAUUCCUUGCCAUUGAACAAUCAGAGGGGGCUGGCGCACGGGUACGCCGGUCCAUUGGUACGCCAAAGCUCAGAAACCUGAGUCCCUUUUUGAUGCUCGACCAUUUCACCAUUGGAAAAGGCGCCGGGUUUCCGGACCAUCCUCAUCGUGGACAAGAAACUAUCACCUAUAUUCUCUCCGGGGGUGUCGACCACGAGGACUUUGCCGGGAAUAAAGGCACGAUCGGGCCUGGCGAUCUACAGUUCAUGACCGCGGGGCGAGGCAUCAUGCACGCGGAAAUGCCCCGCCAAAACCCGGACGGAAGCCCCAAUGUUGGCAUGCAGCUGUGGGUAGACCUGCCGGCGAAGUUGAAGAUGUGUGAGCCUAGAUACCGGGAUCUCUCCGCUUCAGAAAUCCCCACUGUCACCGAGGACGAUGGAAAAGCGAUAAUCAAGGUGAUAUCAGGCCAAUCGCACGGAGUGGAUUCCGUACGCGACCUCGCCUAUACACCGGUUUGGAUUUUUGAUAUCACGCUCAAGCCAGGCGGCAAGGUCACACAAGCAUUGCCCAAGGGCUGGAACGCGUUUGCCUACACCUUGCUUGGGGAAAUUACCUUUGGAAAUGCCUCUGACACGACUGCGAAGCCAUCGUCUGCUUCCUCGCUUUCGAAAACUGUUCCCCAGUACCACAACGUUGUGUUUGACCAACAAGGAGAUUUUGUUCAUGCUUCCACUUCGCCGGACGCCCGUGAGGAUUCCCGGUUCCUUCUUGUCGCGGGUCAGCCGCUUGACCAGCAAGUCAUCCAAUACGGCCCGUUUGUACUGAAUUCCCAGGAAGAGGUCUAUCAGGCCAUGCGAGACUUCCAUAGUUCAUCCAAUGGCUUCGAAAGAGCGCGUGGCUGGGAGAGUGAGAUUGGGAAGAGAAUGGGAUAA
Uncinocarpus reesii 1704 is the source of this 939-nucleotide messenger RNA. RefSeq lists its product as uncharacterized. The transcript has a single exon. Bases 1 to 939 code for a protein of 312 amino acids. NCBI's taxonomy places the organism in Eukaryota, Fungi, Ascomycota, Eurotiomycetes, Onygenales, Onygenaceae. The record is from RefSeq and is a predicted model, not a curated record.